ACUUGUUGAUGGAACCUGCAGAACAUAGAAAACAAGAAACAUUGUAAAGUCUGUUGUUGUUAAAACAAAGUAAAUUUAUUUUCAAACAUAAACAAUGAGUUUUGUGUGUGAGAGAGGGGACAAAAAGAGAAUAGUAAUGGUUGAAAAGUGGAAGAAAGGUGUUUUGGUAGGGAAAAGGGGAGGAAUUUGUAGUACUCCAUCAACCACAUGGAGAUUUGACCCUCCAUCUCAACAAAAUAGCAUUGUUUCAACUUCUGCUAGAAAACUUUGUGCCAACCUUUGGCAAAUUCAACAUACACCAUUUGCCAAAAUGAACAAACAUGGUGGCACCAUUCUUCGCCGCCGCCGCCGUCUCCACCACCAAAGCACUACUUCUGACCAGUCACCAUCUGCUAGUACCAUAAGAAGGCAUGUCAUCGCAUCACUUGUUCAGCGCUAUAGAUCAGUCGGUAAAAAUGCAUGUGCUCUACCGCCUGCAUCUCCUGGCUACAAUAACUCAGUUGAAGUUGCACCAUAUAAAUGUGAAGUAACUUCCACAAGCUCCAUAGAUAUCAAAGGUAUAACUGAAGAGUCAAGGUACAACCUUGCAACAUCAAAGGAAGUACUUAAUGUACUUAACCGGAUAUGGAGUCUAGAAGAACAACAUGCAUCAAAUAUAUCAGCAGUGAAAGCCUUAAAAACGGAACUAAAUCGCUCUCGAACACAGAUGAAGGAGUUAAUACGAGAGAAACAAAUGAACAGACAGGAAAUGGAGAAAUUAAUGAAGCAAAUGACAAUUGAAAAAUUUGUUAGGAAGAAUAAAGAACAUGAUAGAAUUCAAACUGAGGUACAAUCACUUAAAGAAGAGCUAGAAGAUGAGAGAAGGCUACGAAAGCACUCUGAAAGCUUGCAACAGAGGCUUGCUUGUGAGCUUUCUGAAGUAAAAUCUUCAUUCUCUAGUUGUUUGAGAAACCUUGAACAAGAGAGAAAAGCACAAAUACUUUUGGAGAAUUUGUGCGACGAGUUUGCCAAAGGAAUAAAAAAUUAUGAACAAAAAGUUCAUUGUCUUAGGCAGAAUUCUGAGAAUGGUUACCUUGAAGGGGAGAAUGUUGAUCGGCUAAUCCUUCAUAUUUCAGAAGGUUGGCUUGAUGAGCGCACACAAAUGAAGAGAGCACAAUCUGACAGUGAUAUCAUAGAUAGAAUCUCAAUUGUUGACAAGUUAGGUUUUGAUAUAGAAACAUUUCUUCAUGCAAAACGUUCCAUUGAUUUUAAAAAAUACGGUUACUCCUCGCCGAAGGAGCUCAAGGAAAUUUAUCCUUGUCAACAUUUAAUGGAUUCCUUUCUACUACAAGAUAUGACUCAGGAAGAUUCCAUUGAUAAUGACUGUUUUGAACCGAAAGAGACUACUGCUGAAGGGCUUCGAAAACUUGGCUCCAAAACGGAAAGAAACAAUGCUACCGAGCUCCAUCAAGAAAAAGGAAGCAAAAAUUCAAUUAGGAAAGAGGUUCUGUCAAAGGCAAUCACUGAGGACUUUCACUUGCAAGCAAACAUAAAGAGGAACAUGUCAUGUAAUGAUAAUAACGAGAGUUGCUUUGUCGAGAAGAAGUUAAGUGAAAUGGGAGAAGACAGCAUAAAACGGUGGAAAUCAAUGUUGAUUGCUUCGGAUUUUGACAAUACUGAGUCUUCUACCAAAUUGCCAAAGGGAGUAAAGGAAAACACGUUGAUGGCAAAACUACUUGAAGCAAGACUAGAGAGACAGAUAAGUAGGUCCAAACGUGGAAAAAGCACUUCUUGAUUCAUUAGAAAAUAGUUUCUAAUUGAAAGAUUGAAAUUUGAAAUAGCUGCAAAGGAAAAUUAUUACGCUAGGAUCUUCGAUCAAAUUCUAGUAAAACCAGAUUGAAAUUUGAAAUAGCUGCAAAGGGAAAUUAUUACGCUAGGAUCUUCGAUCAAAUUCUAGUAAAACCAUCUUGUACACAAUAAUCUCUUUUCUAUAAGUAUUGAAGAAGAUCAGAGUUGUAUCCAUUAUUUGUAAUAGAUCUUUGAUCUCGCUUUCCUUCAAAGAUCAGUUGGGGUAAAAACAACUAUACAAGUGACUUAGACACCAUAUCUUCACCCAAAAUGUUAAGGCAUUAGGUAAAUGGGUUGCCUCACUUAUAUGUUGUUCAACGUCUACGUUUCCAUCCAAUUUCUAAUUCACACUUGACACACCAA
This is a messenger RNA of Medicago truncatula (barrel medic), 2190 nucleotides long. RefSeq lists its product as uncharacterized. Lineage: Eukaryota; Viridiplantae; Streptophyta; Magnoliopsida; Fabales; Fabaceae. The coding region runs from base 95 to 1774 and encodes 559 amino acids. The transcript has 3 exons. The record is from RefSeq and is a predicted model, not a curated record.